Molecule: messenger RNA, 1486 nt
Organism: Hydra vulgaris (swiftwater hydra)
Lineage: Eukaryota; Metazoa; Cnidaria; Hydrozoa; Anthoathecata; Hydridae
Product: suppressor of fused homolog
Cellular component (GO): nucleus; cytoplasm
Molecular function (GO): transcription factor binding
Source: RefSeq, a predicted model, not a curated record
AAUUACAGCAAAAUGUCAACACCUGCUGGAUUGUUUGCAAUAUAUAAUGCCUUAAGAAAAAUAUAUCCAAAUCAAACAAACCCAUUGCAAGUUUCAGCAUUAGUAAAAUACUGGUUGAAUGGACCAGAUCCACUUGAUUAUAUAACAAUGUACGCUAAUGCAGGGGAUGCUCGGUUAGGAAUACCUCCUCACUGGCAUUACAUUAGUUGUGGUUUAUCCGAUUUAUAUGGCGAUGGUAGAGUUCAUGAUGUUACUGGAAAUGAUGGCAUAAGUGGUUUUGGUUUUGAACUGACCAUGCGUCUGAAACGCGAUGCCGAUGAAGAUUCCCCACCAACCUGGCCUGCUGAACUCAUGCAAUGUUUAGCAAAGUAUGUUUUUAAAACAGAAACUUCAUUUUGCAGUGGUGAUCAUAUUUCUUGGCAUCAAGCCCUUGAUACUAAACACAAUUAUAUUGAGCACAUGUUACUUACAUAUGAUCCUCAACUUCCUGAGCUCAGUACUCCUUAUGGGUCUCUUAAUUUUAUACAGAUAGUGGGAAUUUGCGCAGAAGAACUUUUUGCUGCUCAGCAUUGGAAUGGUUUUGCUAUAAUUAAUUUAAUGAAACAGAUACCUGCAGCUGGUGGUCAUUGGUUGCUAACUGACAUGACUCGGUGUGAAAGUAUUUUUGCAUUUAAUCCAAGAUUAUUGGAACUUGUUGAAGUGGGGAUAAAUGAGGAAGGUUCAGAUUUAAGUGGUGUUAGUGCAAAUUGUUGGUGGUCUGAAUGCAGUAAAUUAACUAUUUACAGAGAAGCUUUGCAAGCCCAUAAUUCAUGUAAUAAUGCCCCAUCUCCAAAUAAUUCUGUAUUGUCUGUUAGAAUUCGAAGUUCAUCAAAAAGUAAUCUUCCUAAUCAAGAAGAACAACCUAGCACAGAUUCACUCAGUCGAACUUCAAACUAUAGUUGUAUUAAUGGUUUAUUUGCUGCGAAAUCUAUUCAAAACGGCAUUCAACUUAGGUUUAAUUUAGAGGCAGCUGCACUAUUUCCUCUAGCAAUCAGAGGAAGAUUAGCGCAUGGACGCCAUUUUACAUUUAAAAGUGUUGUAAGUGAUUCAGCAAUUACUUUUGUUACAAGUGAUGUAAUUGGUUCCAGUGUUAAUGACAAGAGCCCAUUUGCAGCCAUUCAAUCGUGGCUUCAGGUUUUGGUUACUGAUGACUUUCUGGAGAUUUUGGUUAAAGAUUUAGAGGAACUACAAAGACCUCACAAAUUAAAGUUACCACGACUUUAUGUUUGGCCAGAGCAAAAUCUUAUGAUAACAGUUACGGAUGAUGGAGUUAAUGUGUGAUAGAUAACAAUGACUUAUGAUGCAGUAAAUGUGUAUUAGAUAACCAAGUUCAUUAUUAUUUUAUUAUGGAGUACAUUUGUAUUAGAUAACUGAAUUCAUUAAAACUAUUUAUAAUUUUAUUUUUGUAACAUCAUUUUACAUAACUUGUUUUAAUUUUUUUUAAUUU